Messenger RNA from Cygnus olor (mute swan), 907 nucleotides. RefSeq names its product RNA polymerase III subunit GL (gene POLR3GL). Gene Ontology annotation, cellular component: RNA polymerase III complex. Gene Ontology annotation, biological process: transcription by RNA polymerase III. Lineage: Eukaryota; Metazoa; Chordata; Aves; Anseriformes; Anatidae. The record is from RefSeq and is a predicted model, not a curated record.
CCCGGCUCCGUGCCCCCCCCCCCCCCCCCCCACCAUGGCGGGCCGAGGCCGGGGCCGGGGCCGCGGGCAGCUGACCUUCAACGUGGAGGCCGUGGGCAUCGGCAAGGGGGACGCGCUGCCCCCCCCCACCCUGCAGCCCUCCCCCCUCUUCCCGCCCGUGGAGUACCGCCCGGUGCCGCUGCCGGGGGGCGAGGAGCUGGAGUACAUGCUGGCCCUCAAGCAGGAGCUGCGCGGCGCCAUGAAGAACCUGCCCUACUUCGUCAAACCCGGGGCGCCCCGCAGGGACAUCGAGCGCUACUCGGACAAGUACCAGGUCUCCAGCCCCGUUGACGGCGCCAUCGAUUGGAACCCAGACUGGAGGCGGCUGCCGCGGGAGCUGAAGAUCCGGGUGCGGAGGCUGCGGAAAGGCCGGACCACCGUCCUCGUCCCCAAGAGCAAGCAGCGGGUGGCGCUCGACAAGGAGGAGGCCAUUAAGAAGCUGGAGAGCCUGGAGAAGAAGGAGGAGGAGGUGACGUCGGAGGAGGAAGAGGAGAAGGAGGAGGAGGAGGAAGGCAAGGAAGAGGAGGAAGAGGAGUACGACGAGGAGGAGCACGAGGAGGAGACCGACUACAUCAUGUCCUACUUCGACAACGGGGAGGACUUCGGCGGCGACAGCGACGACAACAUGGACGAGGCCGUUUACUGAGCGCCCCCCCCCCGGGACACCGGGGGGCCCGGCGCCCCCCCCCCCCCCCCCAGCCCACCCCCACGGGGGGGUCCCAGUGCCUCCCAGCACACCCCCGUACUGGGGACCCCAGUGCUCCCAGUCAGGGCGGCCGGCAGGUGGCACUUGUGCUCCAGGGACGGGUGCCGCGGCCGCAGCACCGGGUGCCCCCCCCCCCCCCCCCAGGAUGGUAAUGGGGGGGGG